Molecule: messenger RNA, 1395 nt
Organism: Olea europaea var. sylvestris
Lineage: Eukaryota; Viridiplantae; Streptophyta; Magnoliopsida; Lamiales; Oleaceae
Exons: 5
Coding region: 1-1395 (464 amino acids)
Source: RefSeq, a predicted model, not a curated record
AUGAGAGGGGUUUAUGAGGAACAUUGUAAUGCCUUAGGCACAUAUAGGAAGCCCUAUUCUCCUUUCUCCGAAUCCUAUAACCCAAGGUGGCACAAUCAUCCCAAUCUCAGUUGGAAAUCUGAAAACAAACAAACUACCCAAUCAAAUAGAACUUACAGUGCACCAUCAUAUCAACCCACACCCUCUAGGAACUCUUUAGAAGAUACCUUACAUGCAUUCAUAGAGGCACAAGCACAAGCUCAACCUAAUCCUAAGGGACAGCAUAUGGCUCAAACCUCAGAUUCAGGAGAGAGUAACCUUAAAGAAGGAAAUGCCAUCACCACCCGAUCUGGGAAGGUUAUAGAACCAAUUUCAAAACCUAGGGAAAAUGAAAAGGAGUCUAGUGAGUCUGAAGAAAGUAGCCCUAGUGAUGAGGCAGUAGGAAAUCCAUCGAGGGUACCUUUUCCACAAGCCCUUAAGCUUAGCCCAAAAUCAGUCAAUCAACACAAUGAGAUCCUAGAACACCUCAGGAAACACAUUGUCAAGAAGACAGCCUUCUUGACCGAACAAGUGAGUGCUGUGAUUGAACAAAGGAUCCCACCGAAAUAUAAGGACCCUGGCUGUCCAACUAUUUCCUGUGUCAUCGGGAACCAUGAGUUUGCACAAGCUCUCCUUGAUAUGGGAGCUAGUGUUAAUCUCAUGCCCUAUUCCAUAUACUUACUAUUAGUUCUUGGUGAAAUUAAACCCACUUCUAUGGUUCUACAACUAGCUAAUAGAUCCACUAUAAGACCUAGGGGAGUAGUUAAAGAUGUGUUGGUUCAAAUUGAUAAAUUCUACUACCCCGUUGAUUUCUUAGUCUUGGAUGUGAAGGUUGAUGUUAAUGUUGAUUCUAAAAUUCCUAUUAUUCUUGGUAGACCUUUCCUCGCCACAGCUAAUGCCCUUAUAAAUUGUAGGAAUGGUCUAAUGAAAUUAUCUUUUGGGAAUAUGACUCUAGAAGUCAACAUUUUUCACAUUGCUAAGCAACCAAUGGAAAGUGAUGAGUGCCACGACACACAUAUGAUUGAGGCACUCACUCAGGAGGAGGACUAUGGGACAUCACCAUGGCAACUCAAAUUUGAAGAAUUGCCAGAAAGGACGGGCGGCCAGCAACCAUCAAACAUUGAGAGCCCCAAACCAACUUUGAAACCACUACCCCCAGGAUUGAAACAUGAAUUCCUUGGACCAGGUUGGACCAUAGCUGAUAUUAAGGGUAUUAGUCCUCUAAUUUGCUCACAUAGGAUUCAUUUAGAAGAAGGAGCCACCCCUAAAAGAGAUCCACAGCAUAGGCUAAACCCAACAAUGAAAGAAGUUGUGAAAAAUGAAGUGCUGAAACUGUUAGAUGCAGGUAUCAUUUAUCCUACUGCAGAUAGUAAAUGA